Messenger RNA from Symbiodinium sp. CCMP2592, 1257 nucleotides. Lineage: Eukaryota; Dinophyceae; Suessiales; Symbiodiniaceae. The record is from the annotation of a GenBank genome assembly.
AUGGAGAAAGAUGUGUCAUCCGUGCCCCAAUUCGCAGCAGACCAUGCUGCAAAACUGGCGCGACGAGCUUUGCUGGCCUCUGCAGGACCGGUUACGCAGCUUCUGAUCGGGGAUGCCAUCGGCGAUGCUUUCGGUUUCGGAGUGGAGAUGCAGGACGCGUACUGGUUAAGGCAGAAGGUGACGCGCUGUACCAGCUGGCCGGAGAACCCAGUGAAGCCAGAGGAGCACAGGUUCAACAGCAUCCGGGGAAUGUAUUCAGAUGACUGUGAGAUGACGGUGGGCUUGAUGAAAGCAUUCCUGCAACAUGGAACGAAUGUGACAGAGGAGGCCAUGCUCACAGCUUGGCGAGUGGAAUGGGAGCUUGCGAAGCGCCGGCCUCUCCCGGCAGUGCCCGGUGCAGAGCGCAGCGGCCAUGGAAGUGUCAAGCAUUUCUUUCGUGGAAGCACUACCUUAGAGGAGCUGCGGGAAUCACAGGCCAGCCGUGUGGAUCCUGGCAAUGCACCGCCUAUGCGUGCACUGCCGCUGGCUUUUGUGCACCCGGAGCUCUGCCAGAAGUUGUGCCGCGUGAAUGCCGACAGCACCCACCCGCAUCCAAAAGCCCGAGCUGCUAGCUAUGUCAUUGCGCAGGCAGCUCGCUGGCUCAUCGUGGAGAGAGGUAAGAAGAGUCGAGUUGUGGAAGUGGCUUUGGAACGGCUGCAGUCCAGUGACUUAAACCAUGCAGAGACUGCAUCGCUGCUUCAAAAGAUCGGGGAACUGCCCGAUUACCACUCCUUUGGGCAGCGGCUGCGAGGCAUGCCGAAGGAUGUGCAUGCCCUGCUAUGCGGCCAGCAGCCACAUCCGGACCUCGAGCGUGUGCCGGGAGGGGAGGAUGGGACAUCUCCAGUGCAUGGCCUGGGCAGUGAUGCCAUGCGAACAGCUGGUGUCGUGCUUUACAUCCUACGGUUUCAUCGAGGUCCGCGCGAUGCCUUACUGACCUCGCUCUACAUCGGCGGAGAUGUGGACUCGAUCGCUGCUCUCUGUUUAGGGAUUGUAGGGGGUUCGGAAGGCCUGCGAUUGGGCCAGCGAUCUGGCUUGCCCUGGUUCUUGCUGGAAGAGCUGGAGGGCGUCGAAUACUUGGUCUCCGUCUCUUUCCGCUUCGAGGCCUGGCUCAAGCAACACAUGGGCUUGGUCUUAAGAGCUCGGGGCUCGAGCUCGAGCUCCGUCUCUAUGAAGCGCCCUGGAGCUGCUCUCAAGCGGCCGACCAAACGGCAGCGCUGA